CAGAGGUUUACAAGAAAAACUCUUUCUCAGCUCUCAAAAAACACAAAGACGUACACAGAAAGAAAAACAUCCACUGAUGAUGGGUUGUUUUUGUAGGUUAACGACGUUGUUGGUUGUGUUUUUGAUGGUGGUGAGUUUUGGUUCAGGGCAAGAGCAAGGUGGUGGUGGCGGCGGUGGGAGUCCGGCAAGAGAGAUGGUGCCCGCCAUGUUCGUGUUCGGAGACUCUCUGAUUGACAAUGGCAAUAACAACGACCUUCCUUCCUUUGCCAAGGCCAACUAUUUCCCUUACGGCAUUGACUUCAACGCUGGCCCUACCGGCCGUUUCUCCAACGGCUACACCAUGGUUGAUGAAAUUGCUGAAUUACUUGGACUUCCUUUGCUUCCUGCAUACUCUGAAGCUUCAGGUGAACAACUGCUUCACGGAGUCAACUAUGCCUCCGCGGCCGCCGGAAUCCUCGAUAUCACCGGCAGAAACUUUGUGGGUCGCAUACCGUUCGAUCAGCAGAUCAGAAACUUCCAGAGCACACUGGAUCAGCUAACGAACACUCUUGGCGCUGAUGAUGUGGCCCGGGCGAUCCGACGGUGCAUAUUUUUCGUUGGGAUGGGUAGCAAUGACUACCUAAACAAUUACCUCAUGCCCAAUUACCCGACCCGGAAUCAAUACAACGGUCAGCAAUUUGCUGCCCUCUUGGUCCAACGCUACACCCUGCAACUCACCAGACUUUACAGUCUUGGAGCUCGGAAAUUUGUCAUUUCGGGGGUUGGGCAAAUGGGCUGCAUUCCUAGCAUCUUGGCCCAAAGCCCAACAGGAAGUUGCUCAGAAGAAGUCAACCUUCUCGUUCAACCUUUCAACGCAAAUGUGAAGACAAUGAUAAGCAACCUCAGCGCCAAUCUUCCUGCUUCCACAUUCACUUACGUUGACGUUGCCCAUAUGUUUUCCGACAUCGCCACCAACGCUAGAUCUUACGGAUUUACUGUUGUGAACCGAGGAUGCUGUGGGAUCGGGAGAAACAGAGGGCAGAUAACGUGUCUUCCGUUCCAGACGCCAUGCUCGAACCGAGACGAGUAUAUUUUCUGGGACGCUUUCCACCCGACAGAAAAAGUGAACAUUAUAAUGGCGAGGAAGGCAUUUAGUGGAGACCAGAGCUUUAUUUCUCCGAUGAAUAUAGAGCAGCUUGCAAAUCUAGCUAUUGAGAUUAAUUAGCGUGCGUUUGAAAAGAUUGCAACUACUACUAGAUCAUGUAUGCAAUUCUUAAUCAUAAAUGCGUCUAUAUAGUUUCCCAUUUUCGUCGGUCCAUUUGAGCGCUGUGUGUAGUAGAACUAUAUAUAUGUACGUUUAAAACAAAUCAAAGAACAGUGUAUGUGUGGGCUUAAUUACUGCUAUGAAAUUCCAGCUACUUUGAUUUGGAUUUUACAGUA
This is a messenger RNA of Corylus avellana, 1419 nucleotides long. Its product is annotated as GDSL-like Lipase/Acylhydrolase superfamily protein. The record is from RefSeq and is a predicted model, not a curated record. Lineage: Eukaryota; Viridiplantae; Streptophyta; Magnoliopsida; Fagales; Betulaceae. Gene Ontology annotation, molecular function: hydrolase activity, acting on ester bonds.